AUUUCUAGUAAAUAAUCUAAACAAUCUAAAUUUGUAUAAGUGGGUGUCGGUAGGGGUAAAAGUUGGAGGGAAUACAAAAGUAGAUGUUAAUGGUAAAUAUCACAUGGUCUGGCUGAGAUGAAACCUGAAAUUCGGUGAGGAAGCGAGAGUAAAGGGUAGGUAACCUACCCCUGAAAUCAAUGUUCAUUCUGUAUCUCACAAGGCAUUGAAUUAGUAAACUAAUCACAAUUAAAAUAUGUAGACUAAGAAAUUAAGGGGUACAUCAGAGAGUUACGCAUAAAAUAAUAUCUAUUCUCACUGAUUUUUUCUCCUCCCUUUCCUUCCCCUCCCCUUUCUCACACAAAAUAAGGGAAUGUUGAAGAAGUAUACAUCCCUACCUUCUCCCUUCCUUUCCUCCUUUCCUCCCUGAACGUAACAUGGAUUAGCAGCUUAGCACAAACUAAAUGCUAGUGAUAUUGCCCAGGAUUCUUCUCUUGUUACAUGUGUUUACUGAAAAAAUGCUUUAUGCAGCUCCAAAACUCAAGAACCUUGGUUAAGAAAUCUGUUGCUACUACUCGUAAAGCUUCUCUGCCAUUACCAGUCAAGGAUGCAAUUUGCGGUAGGCCUAGUCUUGGAAUCAUCGACAUCAUCAAGUCCCCAGAUGUUUCAGUCAAUGCCCCUCGAAUUGACAAGAUAAUUGAAUUUCCUUUAGUGUCGUAUGAGGAUCCCUUCUUUCAUAUGCAUAAAAUUUUAUCCGCCUCCUUGCAAAGUUCCUCUAGUUCACCACAGGGUGACCGCUCUAUAAUGAAUGACAGAUGCACCAUUCAGUUUCCUGAUAGAUCUGACAGAUUGAGCUUCAACAAUAAUUCUAAAGGAUUUCAAGGACCUACAUUUAAUGUUAGAGAGGAUGGAAGUGAGUGUUCUGAUCAAAAUGCUACAGCUGGCAUGUCUAGCCGAACCUCAUCAGACCAAAAGCGCCACCAUUUUAAUAUGUCUUCUUGCAGACAACGAGCUGAAGCUUUGGAAGGAUUGCUUGAAUUUAGUGCGAAAUUGUUACAAGAAGAUAGAAUUGAAGAACUUGGGGUUUUACUGAAGCCUUUUGGGCCAGAGAAAGUGUCAUCCAGGGAAACUGCAAUAUGGUUGACUAAGAGCUUCAAGGAAAAUACAGUGAAACCAGGAGAUUAGUGAAGCAGUGUGCGAGUGACCAUGAGCUUUAAGGAAAAUACA
Messenger RNA from Olea europaea var. sylvestris, 1206 nucleotides. RefSeq names its product serine/threonine-protein kinase Nek2-like. The transcript has a single exon. Bases 481 to 1164 code for a protein of 227 amino acids. The record is from RefSeq and is a predicted model, not a curated record. Lineage: Eukaryota; Viridiplantae; Streptophyta; Magnoliopsida; Lamiales; Oleaceae.